Molecule: messenger RNA, 3379 nt
Organism: Physella acuta
Lineage: Eukaryota; Metazoa; Mollusca; Gastropoda; Physidae
Product: haloacid dehalogenase-like hydrolase domain-containing 5
Biological process (GO): glycerophospholipid biosynthetic process
Cellular component (GO): mitochondrion
Source: RefSeq, a predicted model, not a curated record
CUUCAAGGUUAUACAGGAUUCAGGAACAGCUGACAAAAUGGCGUGUCGGCGAGCGCUACAAGCGCCCAGCCAUAGCCGACAGCUUUGCCUUAUUCGUUUUCUAAGGUUACUUAAAGACUCUUCACAAACUUUUAGAAGUUUUCACUCUAAUACAGCUUUAUCCAACAAGUGCCAGUUUGGUUUUUUAUUUGACAUUGAUGGUGUUAUUGUCAGAGGCAAGAAGCCACUACCAUUGGCCAAAGAUGCUUUUGAGCUUUUGACAGAAAAUAAAAAGUUCAAAGUUCCAACACUUUUCGUUACAAAUGCAGGCAAUGCUUUAAGGCAUCGGAAGGCCCAGCAGCUAACAGAAUGGCUGGGUAUAGAGGUGACAGAGGACCAGGUGGUCAUGUCUCACAGCCCUCUCAAGAUGUUUCGCCAGUUUCACGACAAGCAUGUCCUGGUGAAUGGACAGGGUCCAGUGAAGGAGAUCGCCCAGAACAUCGGAUUCACCCAUGUGACCACUGUUGAGGAACUCUCCCACAUGUUCCCAGAGCUGGAUAAGAUGGAUCAUCAACGCAGGAAACCUGCGAUUUGUGCUUUUGAGCAAUAUUUCCCAAGAUUAGAAGCUGUGAUUUUGUUUGGUGAGCCAGUGAGAUGGGAAACCCCCCUGCAGCUAAUUAUAGAUGUUUUGUUGACCAAUGGCAAGCCUUGUGAUGAUGUUCCUGAUAUACCCUACCCACAUAUACCAGUGCUGGCUUGCAACAUGGAUCUCUUGUGGAUGUCAGAGUACAAGGUUCCAAGGUUAGGCCAUGGAUGUUUCAUGAAUGCUUUAGAGGGGCUUUAUCAGAAAAUAACAGGGAAGGAAAUGAAGUACACAGCACUGAUAGGAAAACCCAGUGAAAUCACAUACCACCACGCUGACUAUCUGCUCACCCAACAGGCCAAGCUGCUGGGGGUGGAGAAUAUACGCAGGAUAUAUUGUAUAGGAGAUAACCCAGAGACUGAUAUAUAUGGUGGCAACCUGUACAACAGAUACCUACAGCGCAGGAGGAACAGCAGCAACGGACACACAGACUCUAAGAAACUGAGGGUAGCCUCACACAGGGCGGAUGCUGAGUUUCUAGAUGAGGACAGUGGGGAGGAGGACGAGGACGACACGCUGAUGUUUCAGCGAGACUCUGGGGCCAACGUGCGGGUCAUCAAGUCCCUGGAGGAGGACACCACGGGUGUGGUCAAGGCUUCAGCCUGUGAGAGUAUACUUGUGUGCACCGGGGUGUUCAAGAAGAGCAAUGACGCCAAUUCUUUUGCUAAUGCUAGGAUCAGCAACCAUAACCAUAGAGACUUUGUCAUUGACCCCUCCCUAACCCACCCCAACCAUGUAGUGCCCAAUGUCUUAGAGGCUGUCAAGUUGGUCUUUGAGAAAGAAAACUUUGCCUGAGCCCUGGAUCUGAUGCUGGAGGAUUUAUUCUCACACUAGCAGAUGAUAGAGCACCAGGUCUAGCUGGACCAACAUUGUCCUGCACACCUUUUAUUUUACAUGCAAGAAUUAGGCCCAGGUUUCAUGUGUAUAGUUUUGUAGUGCUGUAUAUUUAUUUUCUACUCAGCAAUCUCAACAUGUCUAGCAAGCAUACAGCACCCAGUCCCCACUUGUAACCUUGAAGUGUCCAUAGAACAUUUGCUAUUCUUGCACCAGCUAUUUUAGGAUCAGUAUCAGGCUGUCCACACUUUCAUAUAUUUGAGAUUUUUCUGUACAUUAUCAUGUCCAAGUAAACAGGAUCUAUUGCAUUUACAGUAGUCUAACAGGGAACCACUGAAGCUAGUUGUGUGGUCAGCUGCCACACUGAGGCUAGUUGUGUGGUCAGCUGUCACACACUGAGGCUAGUUGUGUGGUCAGCUGUCACACACUCUGGCUAGUUGUGUGGUCAGCUGUCACACACUGAGGCUAGUUGUGUGGUCAGCUGUCACACACUGAGGCUAGUUGUGUGGUCAGCUGUCACACACUGAGGCUAGUUGUGUGGUCAGCUGUCACACACUGAGGCUAGUUGUGUGGUCAGCUGUCACACACUGUGGCUAGUUGUGUGGUCAGCUGUCACACACUGAGGCUAGUUGUGUGGUCAGCUGUCACACACUGAGGCUAGUUGUGUGGUCAGCUGUCACACACUGAGGCUAGUUGUGUGGUCAGCUGUCACACACUGAGGCUAGUUGUGUGGUCAGCUGUCACACACUGAGGCUAGUUGUGUGGUCAGCUGCCACACUGAGGCUAGUUGUGUGGUCAGCUGUCACACACUGAGGCUACUUAUGUGGUCAGCUAUCACACUGAGGCUAGUUGUGUGGUCAGCUGUCACACUCUGGCUAGUUGUGUGGUCAGCUAUCACACACUGAGGCUAGUUGUGUGGUCAGCUGUCACACUCUGGCUAGUUGUGUGGUCAGCUAUCACACUGAGGCUAGUUGUGUGGUCAGCUAUCACACUGAGGCUAGUUGUGUGGUCAGCUGUCACACUCUGGCUAGUUGUGUGGUCAGCUGUCACACUCUGGCUAGUUGUGUGGUCAGCUGUCACACUCUGGCUAGUUGUGUGGUCAGCUAUCACACUGAGGCUAGUUGUGUGGUCAGCUAUGCUCCCACAGAAUAUGACUCAGGAGAAAAAUAAAACUUAUGGAUGUUGUAUAUUUUCCUAGACUAGGGUACACACAGUGUAUGAGCUUGUUUUAAUUAGCUAGGGUUGGUUGUUAAACUCAAUAAGUUUAGGUGAACUGAUAAUGUCAUGUCAUUACCUGUGUGCUGGCAUAUGUCAUUAGCUAUGUAUGCCAGCAUGUUGUGUCACUAGUGCUGUCAUGCCAACAAAUGUCACAAGAGAUGUGCCUAUUGGAAAAGCUACAUGUACAGCUACUAAUCAUUGCUGGCACAACCAAGUAAGAAACCAAAACAUACCUAAAAAGUUUUUAGAGAUUUUGUUAUUUUUUGUUUCACUGGUGUAAAGCAUCCGGCAGUAAAUCUAAAGCAGCCAGCAGUAAAUCUAUAGAAGACUUCAACAUGUGUCAAUGGUGCUGUUAUUUAAAACAUCCAUUUGAAGCCUUCCACAGAGAUUAGAGACAUGUAUUACAUUUAGUAGCAACAUAUACUCAAGUUAACUCUUUAAAGUUUAUUGUGCACUAUGUGCAUCAGUCUGUACAUACCUUGAACUUGACCUGUGAGCAUUAUUUUGAAGUGUCCAUUCAAAUGUAAAAACUUGUCAACAACUAGGCUGUUUGCUUACUUUAAUGAUCUUGUCAUGAAUCUAAUACUAGCGCCCAAUAUGGCUGCCAGUCAAAGAUCUGACUUGAUGAAAAAUGUUUUUAAAAUGUGAAUGGCAGCCACGCAAAUAUGGAAUGCAACAAUUUAAAUAAAAAAUUACGCUGUGCUA